GAGCUCUGACCCAACAAUGCUGGGAGUGCUGGUGGUGCCGCGGGCUGCCCCAGGCAGCAGGGUGCCCAGGAUGAUCGUGUCCUUAUGGAUGGCAUUCAUCGCGGCUCGGAAAGGCAGAAGCGUGCAUCCAGCCGCCGAUGACACAUCAGACGGCCCGGCGAUGGAGUUUGAUGCAUUUCCCAUGGGCGAAGAGCAGAUCUCCCGGUUAUUGAGGAGGAUGCUGGACAUGUGGACGAGGCUGUGGGCAGGGCAGGGGGCAGAGCCACGGGCGGAGCCACGGGCAAAUGAGCAAGCAGAGCGCACACCAUCUCCUCCAGCCUCCCCGCAUCCCAGCAGCCCGAGCUCCCAGGAUGAUGCCAGCUUAGGUGAGCAGAUGUCUGAGGAGGUGUUCCUGAAGGACACGGUCCACAUCUUCAGGUGGAGCAAGGCUCGUCGUAUGAAUCGCGUCUCGAGCAUGGUGGAGGACGAGAAGACAGAGAACAGGCUGGAGCAAACACAAACCAACACGCCCCAGCUGCUGCUCCAGGACAUGCCAGACCUCACCAUGAAUACCAUGAUGGAUGCUACAACAGGCACCCUGACGGACAUCAUGACAGACACGGAUAACCAGUUCAACAUAACCAGCGAGGACUAGGAGGUCGCUCUUCUCCUCCCCUUUCCCGGCUGUGUCUGAAGCUCUUCCCACCUCUCCAGAACGGAUCUGCCCCAGGAAAUAAAAGGUUUCAUGCA
Molecule: messenger RNA, 729 nt
Organism: Numida meleagris (helmeted guineafowl)
Lineage: Eukaryota; Metazoa; Chordata; Aves; Galliformes; Numididae
Exons: 7
Coding region: 17-634 (205 amino acids)
Source: RefSeq, a predicted model, not a curated record